UAAAAUAUCAUCAAUCAUGAAUUUCAAAUCUGAAUUGGUCUCAAUUGAAAAUAGCACUGAUAGAACUUCAGUAGUAGAGCACAAGAAAAACUUGCUAUUGUACCAGACCAAUCUUGAAAAUGAAGAACUCGACUUUCUGGGUACUCAGGUGUGAGCAUCUAGAAAUCAUGGAAGCAAAAUUUACUUGAACUCAAAAGAAAAUAUUUUUAGAAGAAACAGAACUAUUUGAACAAAUACAAACUCUAAAUCAAUAAGUUUUUGACAGAAAUCUAAAUAAAACUCGUGGUUCACAGAGUUGACACCAGAUAGCAAGCACUCUUGUGCCGCAAAUAAAGGUCCUAAGUCGAUUUUCUUGUAAACACUUAUAAUCCCUGUAGCCGAAAUAGUCAAGAAUUACUCAUUUGGAACCCUCCCUUUUCAUCACCCUGUGGUGACUCAGAACAAAGACACAGUAGACACAGACUCCAAGCCUAAAAAUAAUUACUCUCGAGAGCAGAGGAAAAGAACAGAAGAAUUUGAUGUUAUUUCUGUGAGUGCCUCCAUUGUUUCUCAAGAUUUCAAUACUUCCUUUCCAAAAGACGAUAGGAGUCUCAAAAUUGAGGAUUAUUCUCGAAUCCAAGAGAACAGCACGGUCAAUAUCGAUGACAUCAGAAGACUGAAGACCAGCUAUGGUCAAAGAAUAAAAUUAAACACUAAGAAAAAUGAUCUAAACCCUGACUUACUAGACUCAAACUUUAUUGAACCUCUUAUCCGGAAGAGCCAGACAUUAUCUCGCUCUAAUCUCAAUCAACCCAAUCUGCUCAGGCCCAACCUUCAAAGCCAAAAUUGCUCGAACCCAGGCCUUAUUGCUAAUCUUUCCAAACAGGCCACCCUAAAAUCUCCAUCUAAGCAAGACCCCAAAAAUGACCCAAAAGAGGACAGACUUUUCAAGAAACUUCAAUAUUGAGAUACCAAGAAAAUCCGUGAAGAAUUUAAAAAAAUAACCAACAGUAUAAAAGCCACACAAAAAUCUUCAAAAAUUAGAAAAUUUAAGAGGUCAUCACAUGCUAGGAAAAUUCGCAAUAAUUUAAAGUUGAGCAAAAGAAUGAAGAUAAAUAUUAAGCCAUUUGCAAGUACAUUCUCAGAAAUGUAUAGUAGUGCAGAUGCUUUAACUUCUUUUAAAAUGCAUAAGUCCUUCUUGAGUUCAAAAUAUAUUGCUCCUAGCUAUCUGUCAAAAGCAACUCAAAGAGAAUGAGCAUUACCUGAUUACCUAAAAUCAAAGCAUUGUACUCUAGAAGAUGAGCUUGACCCUCAGAAAAUUCAGUCAACUAAGGCUUAUAGCUUUAUGAGAGCAAAGAGGGUAAACUACUUUGAAGAAGGAAAGACUCAUAAAAUAGAUAUAUCUGGGCAAGAGUCAACUGAAAUGAACCCAAUAGAGUCGAAAGAAAUUAUCAAAUCUAUAAAAACUCAUUUAAAAUCUGGAUAUUCAUUUUCUAGAGCUGGUCAAGAAUUUGGUGCUACUUAUGGCACUAGGAAUUAUGAUCCUCGCUUGAUCGAUCAGAAAAUGACUCCUUCACCAGGAGCAUAUUUUACAUAAUC
Moneuplotes crassus is the source of this 1578-nucleotide messenger RNA. The record is from the annotation of a GenBank genome assembly. NCBI's taxonomy places the organism in Eukaryota, Ciliophora, Spirotrichea, Euplotida, Euplotidae.